Ciona intestinalis (vase tunicate) is the source of this 2039-nucleotide messenger RNA. The record is from RefSeq and is a predicted model, not a curated record. Lineage: Eukaryota; Metazoa; Chordata; Ascidiacea; Phlebobranchia; Cionidae.
UUCUAACAUUAAAAAUAAUAAACCAAGUUUGCAUGUGUAGAUUUUUAGAAGAGUAUAGAUUCGUUUUAUGAUAAAUUAUAUUUAAAAAUGGCGAAAGUUAAACCGUUAACGAAACAGAAACGACAAACUAUCAGCAAAUCUGCGUCGAGUACUAAUCCAGAUCGUGUGAAAGAUGGUGGGAAAGGAGGUCAUAACAUGCGAAGUCAAGCCACCAUUAAACGGCUUAAUAUGUACAAGGGAGGGAAACCUAUCAGGAACCGUAAAGGUCAAGUUGUGAAAGCCGCAGCUUUUCAAGCGGAACUUGCAUCGGGAACAAGAGCGAGAGUUGAACCAAAUAGAAGGUGGUUUGGAAACACACGAGUUAUUUCUCAAAACAGUCUCCAGAAAUUUCAAUCAGAAAUCGGGAAAGUGAUGAAGGAUCCUUACCAGAUAAUUUUAAAACCAAGCAAACUGCCGAUGUCAUUGUUACAUGACAGAGCAAAGAACGCACGAGUUCAUAUUCUUGACACUCAAAGUUUUGAAACAACUUUUGGUAAAAAAUCGACUCGAAAACGACCGAAUAUUACCGUUAGUGAUGUCACAGAAAUGAGCAAACAGAUUUGUGAAACAACCGAAUCAUAUGACCCCGUGAAAGAUAAUGACCUCGUGAGAGAAUGGGACGGUACUCAUGAUAUUGCGUUGGCUCAUUUCUUCAAUGCUGGACAAUCAAGGAGAAUUUGGAACGAGCUGUAUAAAGUUCUCGAUUGUUCCGACGUCGUGAUUCAAGUUCUUGACGCACGAGACCCGAUGGGUACUCGCUGCCCUCGUGUGGAGAAGUAUUUAGCGAAGGAGAAACCGCAUAAACACCUUAUAUUUGCGCUUAACAAAGUUGACCUCGUACCAACGUGGAUAACAAAAGCUUGGGUUGCCCACUUAUCCAAGGAACGACCAACCCUUGCCUUCCACGCAUCAAUCACAAACCCAUUCGGGAAAGGAGCUUUGAUUAAUCUAUUGAGGCAAUUCGGGAAGCUGCACAGCGAUAAAAAAACCAUAAGUUGUGGAUUCAUUGGUUACCCAAAUGUUGGGAAAAGUUCGAUUAUCAAUACUUUGAGGAAAAAGAAAGUUUGUAAAGUUGCUCCAUUGGCCGGGGAGACUAAGGUAUGGCAAUACAUCACGUUAAUGAAACGUAUCUUCCUCGUCGAUUGCCCGGGGAUUGUUCAUCCAACAGGAGAUACUGAAACAGAGAUUAUUCUAAAAGGAGUUGUGCGAGUGGAGUACGUAAGCGACGCUGAUCAACACAUUGGAGAAAUAUUAAGGAGGGUUAAGCGUGAAUAUUUAUCCAAACAAUAUUUGAUUACGGAAUGGGAAGACAGCGAGGAUUUCUUGGAACAAGUUGCCAAGAGGACGGGGAAGUUGCUCAAGGGAGGGGUUCCUGAUUUGAAAACCGUUGCUAAGAUGAUUUUAAACGACUGGCAGCGAGGGAAGAUACCUUACUUUGUACGACCACCAGGGUUUAAUGAGGCGGCGAAGGUCCAGGAUUCAGAGCAAAAAACAUUGGUAACUACUCAGGGAAUUCCCCCAGUGGAAACCACCCAAGAUGAGGGAAACCCCCCCACCGACCCCUCGAAACCCCCCAACGCGAUCGAGAUUGAGAAACAACUUGAACCGAUCGAACAGAACCUCGCUGAGGUGAAGAUGGGGUUGGAGUUUGUGGAGGAUGAUGAUCCCAAUGUGGAGCCAAAAUCUGAUGUUCAAACUUCUGUAUCAGAACCCAUUGAUGCCAUUGAUGAUGUCACAAUAGAUGACAAUGCCCAUAAUGAUGUAUCAGAUACAGAGCGUAUGAAAGAAGAGAGAAUGGUGAAAAGAAAGGAAAUGGAAUUGAAGAUCAAAAAAAUGAAAAGGUUUCUCUCGGGCGAUAUGAAACGUAGGAUUGAAACUUUAAUGAAGACGACAGAAACGAGGGAGAAGGAAGCGGGGUCGAUUCAUCAAGUUCAACCUUCCGUUAAAAAGAAGAGGGGUGGGAAGAAAGGUGGGGGUUAAAUAUGGCGGGGUGGAUAUUU